AUCCGCCCACCCAUCCGCAUCGCAUCGCCGUCUCGCCCUCCCCCUGUCUGGCUCGCAGCACCAAGGCACACGAGCGAGGCCGAGACCCCUUUCUCCGCAAACGACAUAAGACCCGCAGUCUCCCGCAACAGCCAGCACCUCAGUCCACAAUUGAAUCUCUGCAUCAGCCAUGGCGUCACUCUUUGGUCUUGGCUCAACGGCCGAUGUUGACAUUAUCCUGACAGACGAAGAUCAGCGCAAGCAGAUCGAGGUCAAGGUCGAGAAGGAUCGAAAAUCGAGAUUCCCACUCUACUUUGACGGCGAAUCGAUUUCGGGCAAGGUCCAGGUCCGUUUGAAAGACGGCAAGAAGCUGGAGCACCAGGGCAUCAAGAUUGAACUGAUCGGCCAUAUCGAACUGUUUUACGACCGCGGCAACCACUCCGAGUUCACCUCGCUAUCCCAGGAACUGGCCUCCCCCGGCGAGCUGCGCCAGCCCGCUGUCUUUGACUUUGAGUUCAAGAAUGUCGAGAAGCAGUACGAGAGCUACUUUGGCGUCAACGUCAAGUUAAGAUACUUUGUCCGGGUUACCGUCGGCCGACGUCUUUCGGACAUUGUCAAGGAGAAGGACAUCUGGGUGUACUCGUAUCGCAUGCCGCCUGAUGUCAACAACUCGAUCAAGAUGGAGGUCGGCAUCGAGGAUUGCCUGCAUAUCGAGUUUGAGUACAACAAAUCCAAAUAUCAUCUGCGUGAUGUCAUUGUCGGUAAGAUCUACUUCCUAUUGGUGCGCAUCAAAAUCAAGAUGAUGGAGCUCUCGAUCAUCCGGCGCGAAAGCACCGGUUCUGGAGCAAAUCAGUACAAUGAGAACGAAGUCAUUACCAAGUUUGAAAUCAUGGACGGCGCUCCUGUUCGAGGCGAGACGAUUCCCAUCCGGCUGUUUUUGAGCGGUUUCGAGUUGACGCCAACAUACCGCGACGUCAACAAGAAGUUCUCGACCCGAUACUACCUGAACCUCGUGCUCAUCGAUGAGGAGAAUCGCCGCUACUUCAAACAGCAAGAGAUAACGGUGUAUCGUGCAAAGGAGGACUCGGAGGAAUACGUCCCGGACGAGAACGACUUGGGAGCCCUCGGUGCCGGACUGCACGCCAGCUCGUGAAGCAGGCCAAGUGAAUUACCGCUUCCACCGACCCCCAACCAAACCCGCGGGUGCGCCGCUUUUUGUUUGCUUGUCUUCGUUUUGAAAUGCAGCCACUCAAUCCGCUGCACGGACUGGCAGGCCAACAACCGUCGUCGAGAGGGACCGCGAGAGAGACCACCU
Polychytrium aggregatum is the source of this 1294-nucleotide messenger RNA. RefSeq names its product vacuolar protein sorting-associated protein 26-domain-containing protein. Gene Ontology annotation, biological process: intracellular protein transport; retrograde transport, endosome to Golgi. The record is from RefSeq and is a predicted model, not a curated record. NCBI's taxonomy places the organism in Eukaryota, Fungi, Chytridiomycota, Chytridiomycetes, Polychytriales. Gene Ontology annotation, cellular component: retromer complex; endosome. The transcript has 11 exons. The coding region runs from base 170 to 1132 and encodes 320 amino acids.